GGGAGGUCAGGGCGCGGGGCGGCGGCCGUUGCCGGCGGAGCAGAGCGGGGCCGAGCCGAGCUGAGCCGGGCCGGGUAGGCGGCCGGCCGGCAGGCAUGGAUUUAGGCGCGGUGCUGGAGGCCGUGGAGGGGCGCGGUGGCGCUGAGGCGGUGGAGCCGGUCCUGGUGCGGUACAACGAGGAGAAUCGGGCCAUUUUCAGAUUUGAUCCGGCAGAUGAAGACAAAAGAAAGAAACUAUGUGAGGGAAUUCUAAACAUCCUUGAAAAAGACACAAAAACUUCAUGUCAAGUUGCCUGCCUGGAGGCCCUCCGGAUUCUCUCCAGGGACAAGAAGGUUUUAGUGCCUGUAACCACGAAGAGGAACAUGCAGAUCCUUAUGAGGCUAGCAAAGCUGGACACUGUGGAAGAUCCUUUGGAGAGAGUGUCUGAAUUUCCUGUUAUAGUAGAAGCUUUAAAAUGCCUCUGUAACAUUAUUUUUAAUAGUCCUGUUGCACAGAAGCUCAGUUUGGAACUGAAUCUUGCGGCUAUGCUCUGCAAUCUUCUCGAAAAAUGCAAGGACCAACAGUUUGUUGAUGACAUUAAAUGCUUUGAUUUGCGUCUCCUCUUCCUCUUGUCGCUUCUGCACACAGAUAUCAGGUCGCAGUUGCGUCAGGAACUACAAGGAGUGCAAGUUUUGACUCAGGCUUUGGAAAGUUCCCUGAGUGUAAGAUGGACAGAAGAAUAUAAAGCAGCGGAAGAUCGUGACAGGCCUCCUUUAUCUUUGCAAGAUACAGAUUGUGCCAUUGAGGCACUAAAGGCUCUUUUUAAUGUAACACUUGACAGCUGGAAUGUCCACAGCAAGAAUGAAUCUCAUCAAUUUCGUUACAUGGCUGCCAUCCUUCGAUACUGCUUAUUAACCACGGGCCCUACUGAAGACAAAACUGAAGAGUUGCACAGCAAUGCAAUCAACCUCUUAAGCAAUGUUCCCGUUUCUUGCUUGGAUGUUCUUAUUAGUCCAUCAUCCCAAGAGGAAACAGAUAUAAAAUACAAUGGUAUGAAUAUGACAGCAAUUCAAAUUUUGCUGGAUUUCAUGGAGAAGAGAAUAGACAAGGGAAGCAGCUAUAGAGAAGGUCUAACUCCAGUUCUCAGUUUAUUAACUGAAUGCUGCCGAACUCAUAGGAAUAUCAGGAAGUUUAUCAAAGCUCAGGUAUUGCCUCCAUUAAGGGACGUAUCAAGUCGUCCAGAAGUUGGCACAACAGUGAGAAACAAGCUUGUGCGCCUUAUGACACACGUAGACCUUGGAGUAAAGCAAAUUGCAGCAGAAUUUCUUUUUGUUCUUUGUAAAGAGAGAGUUGACAGCCUGUUAAAAUAUACAGGCUAUGGUAACGCGGCAGGAUUGCUGGCAGCAAGGGGCCUGUUAGCAGGAGGAAGAGGAGAUCAUUGGUACUCAGAUGAUGAAGAUACAGAUACAGAAGAAUACAAAUCUGCAAAGCCAAACAUUAACCUCAUCACUGGUCACUUAGAAGAACCAAUGCCCAAUCCGAUGGAUGAAAUGACGGAAGAACAAAAAGAAUAUGAAGCUAUGAAGCUUGUCAACAUGUUUGAUAAACUUUCCAGGAAGAUUGAGACCGGAGAUAAACUAAGACCUGAAGACAAGUCAGUUGCUCUCUAUAGCAGUUACACACACAAAGUCCAAAUGGCGUUACUGUAGCAUAAGAGCCUUUUCAGUUUGGAGGAUUGGAGGCACCUGCUGGGUUGCCUGCUACAGACUGACAAUAACUAAGCAGCUGGUGCCCUGUGUCACUACUUAUCCUCUUGGCCAGUAGCAUUACUUUCACCUUGGGCUUUCUGUGUCACUUACAUCCACCUGCAGUUUCUUAGGCUGCAAACUCUUCAGGGCUGGGGCUCUUUUUGUUGUAAGGUUUUUGUUUGUUUGUUUUUCAGUAUAGCGAUUACUGUGUGACAGUGUUGUUGAUGUGACCCCUUUAGGUGCUGUAAUAACAUGAAUAAAAUCACUUGACUGUUCUUCCUACUCUUUUUGUUUUACCGAAAAUGGAGGGGGCGGGGAAUGCUGGCAGGAAGGAAAUAGAAAAUAAGACUUGGUUUUGGGAGGCUGUGGGAUGUUUUUAACGAAUGUAAUUGAGUGCAGUUGUGGGGUUUGCAGAUGUUAAAUAAAAUAGGAAGCUGCCAGUCUUGCAUACAAGAAGAAAGAGUUAGUAACAUGCUGAUAGUAGUGGAAGUCCCUCCAUGUUUUUGGAAUCAAACACUUCUGCUUCCAGCUUGAGCCCUUCAGUGCUGGGAGUUUUCAGAGACUUAAAGCUACCAGUGGAAUGCACUUUUUUUCCUUGGUUUGCAACCUACAAAUUUAAACUGGAGAUUGCUUUCAUAGGAGCCUUCAGUUGGUUCUGGGUUUUGAAUCUUGCUUUGAGACAGACUUCUGGUGGCAGGUUUCCUACUCCUGCUGGUCUUUGUUGUUGUCACCAUAGGAGGGGACAUAUACCAUGAAAUGAGCAGGUUCCAUUUGGUGCAGUGCCAACCAACAGCUCCUUCUUCUAAUCUUGAAAGAAUUUAUAUAAUUUUAUCUGUGUAACUUGAACAAGAGAUUGGAUGUACAGCAAAACUGGUUUGCUUAGCACACUUGUAUUGUCCCAGUCAUGGAAGCUAAGCUUUAAAAAGCUAGCAUGAUUUUACUGGAGAAAGGGAUGGAAAAAAAAAGUUGAAGGACUGACAAACUUGCUUCCCUUCCUGACUGAUAAGGAUAACCGGGCCAGUCUGUCACUGGGGUGUGCUAGAUUUGGCUUUGACUGGCUCUGUAUC
Messenger RNA from Chroicocephalus ridibundus (black-headed gull), 2794 nucleotides. It is a transcript of the gene RIC8B, whose product is annotated as RIC8 guanine nucleotide exchange factor B. Gene Ontology annotation, cellular component: cytoplasm; plasma membrane. The coding region runs from base 96 to 1688 and encodes 530 amino acids. Gene Ontology annotation, molecular function: guanyl-nucleotide exchange factor activity; G-protein alpha-subunit binding. Gene Ontology annotation, biological process: G protein-coupled receptor signaling pathway. Lineage: Eukaryota; Metazoa; Chordata; Aves; Charadriiformes; Laridae. The record is from RefSeq and is a predicted model, not a curated record. The transcript has 10 exons.